UUAUUUGUAAGACAAUUAUGGGUACGUGCAAUCCAGGAUCCUACAGAGUAGUCCCCAGUGAUAUUAUAAAAUCAAACUUUACCAUAAAGCACAUGCUGGGUAAGGGCGGAUUUGGUGAGACCAAGAAGCAGUACGCUCUUAAAGAAAUGAGUAAACUAAAGUUGAUUAAGAAAAAGUCAGUUCAUUGUAUUAUGAACGAACGUAAUUUACUUGCCAUGCUUAAACACCCUUUUAUCAUAAACAUGCACUACGCUUUCGAGGAUAGGGAGAAACUUUACAUUAUCACCGACCUCCUUGUGGGAGGUGACCUCCGACACCAUAUGAAGAAGAAGAUUAAAUUCGAUGAAGAACGACUUAAGUUCAUCACUGCUUGUACUGUUGCUGCUCUGGAAUAUAUGCAUACCAAUGGAGUUAUCCAUCGAGAUAUCAAACCUGAGAAUAUGGUAUUUUCAAAAGAUGGUUAUGUCUGAGUCACAGAUCUUGGAAUCUCAACAAUCUGGACACCUGAAAAUUGUGCUGAAACGUCUGGCACACCAGGUUAUAUGGCGCCCGAGGUUAUGACCAAGCAGAAUCAUGGUAUUGCUGUUGAUUAUUAUGGCCUCGGUAUAGUUUGUUAUGAAAUAAUCAUGGGCAAAAGACCAUACUCCGGUAAGAAUAGGAAAGAGAUUAGUGAGAUUAUUAUGAAAAAGCAAAUUGAAAUCACUAGAGACAUGAUGCCGAAAGGUUGGUCUGUGGAAGCCAUUGAUUUCGUCAACCAGCUUAUCAAAAGGAAGCCAAUGAGCAGACUAGGAUUCAAUGGUCCUGAAGAAGUAAAGGAGCAUCCAUUUAUUAAGGAUACAAACUGGAAAGACCUUCUAGACAAAACUCUUUUACCUCCUUAUAUACCUAAACCUAAGAAGGCUGUAAAAAUUAAACCAUUGACCACGACUGAGGAAGAAAAGAAGCUUAAAGAAAAAGAGGAAGAGGACAUGCUUCUUCGAAGGAAUUCUGUUCAAAAGCUCUUCAACGGCUAUCACUAUGACAUUGAGAUUGAAAAUAAAGAUCUCAUCGAAAAGGAAACCGAGGACAAAAAACUUCGUGAAGCGAUGAGCAGAGUGAUCAAAAGUAAAACAUUGUCAACGAAUAUAUCUCUUGAAGCUAACACAAAGCCAGAUACGGUUCCUUUAGCUUAUAAGCAAGUUUAAUUUCAA
Moneuplotes crassus is the source of this 1190-nucleotide messenger RNA. The record is from the annotation of a GenBank genome assembly. NCBI's taxonomy places the organism in Eukaryota, Ciliophora, Spirotrichea, Euplotida, Euplotidae.